This is a messenger RNA of Vollenhovia emeryi, 1898 nucleotides long. It is a transcript of the gene Usp39, whose product is annotated as U4/U6.U5 tri-snRNP-associated protein 2. The transcript has 9 exons. NCBI's taxonomy places the organism in Eukaryota, Metazoa, Arthropoda, Insecta, Hymenoptera, Formicidae. The record is from RefSeq and is a predicted model, not a curated record. Gene Ontology annotation, biological process: mRNA processing; protein deubiquitination; spliceosomal complex assembly. Gene Ontology annotation, molecular function: cysteine-type deubiquitinase activity; zinc ion binding. The coding region runs from base 38 to 1537 and encodes 499 amino acids.
GUGUGCAGUUUUGAAUAUCAUUCAUCAUUUAAAUCUGAUGAUUGGUGAAGUUUUAGAUGUAUAUUGCGGCUUUAAUAAUAUACAAAAAGAGAAUGCAAAGCAGAUGAAAACGAGAUCAGAGGCGCCGCGACUGUGUCCGUACUUGGACACGAUUAAUCGACAGUUUUUGGAUUUUGAUUUUGAAAAAUUGUGUUCUGUAUCAUUGUCCAGGAUCAAUGUAUACGCUUGUCUGGUUUGCGGCAAAUAUUUUCAAGGCAGAGGAACUAAUACCCAUGCCUACACACACAGUGUGGCCGAGAGUCAUCAUGUCUUUCUUAAUUUACACACGCUCAAGUUUUAUUGUUUACCAGACAAUUAUGAGAUAGUGGAUUCGUCUCUGGAUGACAUCAAAUACGUGUUAAAUCCAACUUUCGACAAGAUGCAAAUAGCCCAAUUGGACAAGAGCGAUAAGCAGUCUAGAGCGAUCGACGGCUCCAUGUACUCGCCGGGAAUAGUAGGAAUGAAUAACAUAAAAGCAAAUGAUUACUGCAAUGUCAUUUUACAGGCGCUUUCGCACGUUACACCUCUGAGAAACUUCUUUUUACGAGAGUCCAACUAUUCCCACGUGAGGAGACCACCUGGUGACUCAUCGUAUCUCUUAGUACAAAGGUUCGGAGAGCUUAUGCGUAAAUUAUGGAAUCCACGUAACUUCAAGGCGCACGUGAGUCCUCAUGAGAUGCUGCAAGCGGUAGUUUUGUGGAGUAAAAAAAGAUUUCAGUUCACGGAGCAAGGUGAUCCGGUGGAUUUUUUAUCAUGGUUUUUAAAUGCUCUCCAUCUGGCAUUAAAUGGCACGAAGAAGCGUGAUUCUAGCAUAAUUUAUAAGACAUUUUUGGGUCAUAUGCGGAUAUAUACGCGGAAAAUUCCACCGUUGGAAUUGGAGGAGAGCCAGAGAAGCGAGUUAUUAAACACGGUGGAGUAUGGCGAGACUGUGACGGAAAGUCCGUUUUUAUAUCUCACUUGCGAUCUCCCGCCGCCUCCGUUAUUUAAGGAUCAAUUUACGGAGAAUAUUAUUCCACAGGUAAAUCUAUACACGCUUCUGAACAAAUUCAAUGCCGUCACUGAGAAAGAAUAUAAAACUUACAAGGAAAAUUUCAUGAAAAGAUUUGAGAUUACCGAAUUGCCACCAUAUCUCAUACUUUACAUAAAAAGAUUUACAAAAAAUACAUUUUUCGUCGAAAAAAAUCCAACAAUCGUGAAUUUUCCCGUUAAAAAUGUCGAUUUUGGAGAUAUUUUAACACCGGAAGUAAAAGCCAAACAUUCGUGCACGACGUACGAUCUGGUAGCUAAUAUAGUACACGAUGGUGAACCUGGCCAAGGAACGUAUAGGGUCCAUAUUUUGCAUAGAGCCACUGGUCAAUGGUAUGAAUUGCAGGAUUUACAUGUCACGCAAAUCUUGCCGCAAAUGAUCACUCUCACUGAAGCAUACAUACAGAUUUAUGAAUUAAGGCAAGACACGCACAUGGAAAACGGAGAUGAUAAAAAUAAGAAAAUUAUAUAAUACGCUUGAAUUGAAACACGAAAAUAUAAAAAUAAAAGUUUAUACUUUACCUAUACAGACUUUGCUUAGAAUCCUAUAUAAAUGAGAAAGGCUCGAUCAGUGUAACUGACUGGUACUGAUUGGCUUCACUAUUUUCUCUACAUACAUACGUAUGUAUAGUUAGGCAGAAAAGGGCCGGUUAGAAAACGAAAACGAAGUUUUCUUUCUUCAUAUAACUGCAGUCAUUUUCUCUGUAGAUAACAUUCAUACAUGUUCAGUCAUGUAUCUCUCUUUUACAUAUGACUCUAAUUUUCUGAGUUUUCUAUAAUAAGCUUGCAAUAUUUUGCAACUUUUAUUUUUCUCAGUUGUCUCCAUUACUCGU